AUGUCGAUGGAUGUCAACCCUUCGUCUCGUGUUCAUACUACAGAUGACAUUUACGGCGCUGGUCCUACCGAUCGGCUACUGCGGACGUCCGACAACGCGGAUGACGAAGACAGAGUCAUAUCGCCCGUCCUGGCGACAGCAACGGCCAAGGCUCUGCCCGCCGUGCGGCAGGUGUCGAAGACCGGAGAAAAGGUCCUUUCGACGCUUAAACGGCUGCCGCAGAAUGGCGGGAAAACCAUCGAUGUCCUGCGCCAAGCUUCUGAUAAAAUUCCGACUGCUCAAAGUCUCCGCUCCGAAUAUAAUCCUGAGGUGCAGAAUGCGCUGAAGGUGUCAGACGCAAUAGCUAUCAAUCAUUUUAAAGAAGACGAGCCAGGGAUCGUGGAGGAGCUUAAUUUGUCCCUGGUCUCUUCUAACAAAGAGGUACGACAGAAGGCGUUACAGAAAUUGUUUCGUAAGGCUGAAUUGCACGAAAACGAACGACUAGCAACCUCCGCCGCAAAAUUGUUCGAGAAUAUGAAGCAUUUGAUCAACCGCGGCGUUCCCAUAGAGGAAGUGAUUUUGGGGCUGGAGCUUGAAAAAGAGGGGGCCAACAUUUUCGCGACGCCGAAGGUGGAGUUAUUGAAGCUGAUAGUCAAGGCACACAACGAGAAGCAACAUGCCAGCUUAAGCCUCCUGGAUGCCUUCGUGAUAGGCCUUGGUAGCGAGGGUGAGGUCGCGCGCACUCUGGAAUUGUCGUUGCUUGGUAGGGUCCACGGAGACACGGCCAUGAAAUUGGAAGCAGAGUUGUUCAAGCGCUGGUUGUUGACUGAUAAAAAAUCUCCUGAUGAUGUCGUCGCGACAUUGGUGCAUGAAGGCUCGGGGACUGAAAGCAUCACGGAAACAGACGCAUUCAUUGUUUAUCUAUACAUCCGGCACUUCAACAGUGCGUACCCCAAAUCCGAGACAGAUGUCGUUACAUGUCUGAGAAAGUACGUCAAUGAGCGAGAUUUGGCGAUUUGGAUUGCUGAAAUGGAGGUACCGUUCAAGGAAUUCUUCGCUGAGUUUAAACCUUUGAUGCGACCAUGGUUGAAGGCCAACGAGGCGCCAGAAGAUCUGUACGCGAGGGUCUUUGAGCCCGUGGCUGUCGACGAGGUUUAUCACGUGAACAGGAUCAUCUCGGUAUACCAGGAAAGAUUCAAAGCGCAGAAUGAAUUGGCGGAAAAGCUUGGCCUUGCGCACCCGACGACAGCUCGACAACCCUAA
Messenger RNA from Hyaloperonospora brassicae, 1242 nucleotides. Lineage: Eukaryota; Oomycota; Peronosporomycetes; Peronosporales; Peronosporaceae. The record is from the annotation of a GenBank genome assembly.